AUGGACAAGACUCAGCAGCCCAGCUCCUUCCAGCAGCUGGAAAAGCUCGGUGAAGGCACAUAUGCUACCGUCUUUAAAGGGCGCAAUCGCCAAACCGGUGAAAUGGUAGCGCUGAAGGAAAUCCACUUGGAUUCGGAGGAGGGAACACCGUCGACUGCAAUCCGUGAGAUCUCACUCAUGAAGGAGCUGAAGCAUGAGAGUAUUGUCUCGCUAUACGAUGUCAUCCACACGGAAAACAAACUUAUGCUUGUUUUUGAGUUUAUGGACAGAGAUUUGAAGAGAUAUAUGGACACUCGCGGUGAUCGUGGACAGCUGGAUCCUGCCACAGUCAAAUCUUUCAUGCACCAACUACUCAAGGGCAUCGCUUUCUGUCAUGACAACCGAGUCCUCCACCGCGAUCUGAAGCCACAGAACCUCCUAAUCAACAAGAAGGGUCAGCUCAAGCUGGGUGACUUUGGACUUGCCCGCGCAUUCGGCAUCCCGGUCAAUACCUUCUCCAACGAAGUAGUCACUCUGUGGUACCGCGCACCGGACGUCCUCCUCGGAAGUCGCACCUACAACACCAGCAUUGACAUCUGGUCCGCUGGCUGCAUCAUGGCAGAGAUGUACACGGGCCGUCCGCUUUUCCCCGGCACAACUAACGAGGAUCAAUUGGUCAAGAUCUUCCGUCUGAUGGGUACACCAUCCGAGCGGACAUGGCCCGGCAUCUCGCAGUUGCCAGAAUACAAGUCCGAUUUCCAAAUCUACGCCACGCAGGAUCUUUCGCUGAUCAUCCCUCAAAUGGAUGCUAUCGGGAUGGAUCUGUUAAACCGUAUGCUCCAACUCCGUCCGGAGAUGCGCAUCAGCGCCAACGAGGCUCUGCAGCACCCGUGGUUCCAUGAUUUGCCUCAGAUCCAGGCUAAAUUGCAGCAGCAACACCAGCAACAGCAGAUGGCUGGAUAUGGAGGCAUGAUCCCCCCGCAGCCCGCUUAUCAGCGGUCUAGCCUGCGCAUGACGAGAUGA
Molecule: messenger RNA, 1002 nt
Organism: Penicillium roqueforti
Lineage: Eukaryota; Fungi; Ascomycota; Eurotiomycetes; Eurotiales; Aspergillaceae
Product: cyclin-dependent serine/threonine-protein kinase phoA
Exons: 3
Coding region: 1-1002 (333 amino acids)
Biological process (GO): protein phosphorylation
Cellular component (GO): cytoplasm; nucleus
Molecular function (GO): ATP binding; cyclin-dependent protein serine/threonine kinase activity
Source: RefSeq, a predicted model, not a curated record